GUGACGUAAACAGUACGAUCCCCUUAGAGAGGAGGAAAUUCCGGGGCAAGGGGCGGAGCUUAGCGUGCAGAGAUGGCGGACGUGCUGCUACAGUCACAUUAGCGGGCCUGUAGAAUAAGGCAUUUCUCUGUAGCUACUUGCAUGGUGCAUGUCACCUGCUUCUCUCUAGGCGGCCAGUUGCGUUUCUUUAUUGUGUCGCUGUAGUAAAGUGGCCCGUGUAUCUAUAGGCUGCAAAAGUCAGAGAAGUUGACGUCGAGGUGGUUCUGCACUGAGCUCGCUUGGAGAUGUACUGCUCUAUUUAGCAAGAAGAUUGAUAGUCGGGUGAUUUUAGGCUGAACCGUCAUUAUACAGAAAAUGCAAAACCUUGAAGCUCAGGUCACUGGAAGUUUGGUGGCAUUUCCUGAUGUAACACAGAAAGCUCUCAAAGAAGAUGAAAUAAAUCUGGACUCUGUGCUUCGUGGAAAGUUUUCAACUGGAAGAACAAGCCUAGCAUGGUUGGCUUGUGGACCACAGCUCGAAAUUACAAACUCUGUCACUGGAGAAAGAAUAUCUGCUUAUCAUUUUAGUGGGUUGACUGAACGGCCCCCUGUUGUUGUUGCUGUGAAAGAGUUUACCUGGCAAAAGAAGACCGGACUCCUAGUAGGACUUGUGGAAGCAGAAGGCAGUGUUCUGUGCCUAUAUGAUAUAGGAAUAUCAAAAGUUGUCAAAGCUGUUGUCCUUCCUGGGUCGGUUACAGCUGUAGAACCUAUAAUCAAUCACGGAGGUGCCAGUGCCAGCACUCAACACUUGCACCAAAGUUUGCGGUGGUUCUUUGGCGUGACAGCAGUGGUCACAGAUGUUGGACAUGUACUUCUUAUUGACCUUUGUUUGGAUGAAGUGUCCAGCAAUCAGGAUGAACUUGAUGCUUCAGAUCUCGAAGUCAUGAGUGUAAUCCCAACUAAAAUUCCCAAGCUAAGAGAAGCUGCUACAAGAGAACGACGACAUCUGUGUCUCCAGUUAGCUGCUCCAACUGGAACCACAGUUUCUUGCCUUAGUUACAUAAGCAGAACAAAUCAGUUGGCAGUUGGAUAUUCAGAUGGCUAUUUUUCCUUGUGGAACAUGAAAACUUUAAGACGAGAUUACCAUGUGCAGAUUGAAGGAGGCAGAGUUCCAGUCUGUGCUGUUGCUUUUCAAGAGCCUGAGAAUGAUCCUCGAAAUUGUUGCUAUCUAUGGGCUGUUCAGUCCAGUGAAAGUGGUGGUGAUGUAAGCUUACAUUUAUUGCAGUUGGCAUUUAGUGACAGAAAAUGUUUAGCAUCAGGACAGAUCAUGUAUGAGCUUUUAGAAUAUUGUGAAGAGAGAUACAGCUUAGACCUUUCGGGCAGCACCUUGUCUUUGAGAGGACAGAGUAACAAUACGAAGUUGCUAGGAUGCCAAACUAUAGAAAAAUUUCGUGUACAUGGAGAGAGAGAAGAUGGAGUCCAUGAAGUCACAUCGCCUGAUACCAGCGUGUCUGUCUUCAGCUGGCAGGUGAAUACAUAUGGACAAGGAAAACCUUCAGUUUAUCUAGGUGUUUUUGAUAUUAAUCGAUGGUAUCAAGCACAAAUGCCAGAUUCUUUGAGGUCUGGUCAGUUUCUUCGCAACUGCUCUUAUUUUGCAUUUUGGUCUCUGGAAGCUGUAGUUAAUAUAACGACACAGGACAUCAUUUUUGACAUUCUUGUGCAUGAACGCAGUUUAAGCAGAGGCAUUCCUCCUUCUUAUCCUCCUCCUGAGCAGUUCUACUAUCCAAGCACCUACAAUUUUGAUGCCACAUGCUUGCUGAACUCUGGGCUCAUUCAUUUUGCAUGCACUGGAUUUCAGAAAGAGACAUUGCACUUUUUAAAGAAGUCUGGCUCUUCCUUAAAUGAAGCAAUCCCUGAUGGCUAUAACAGGUGUCUUGCAGCUGGCCUGUUGGCUCCAAAGUUUACUGAUGUUCAGGCAUCUAGCUUAAGUCAGGAAGAACAAUUGCAAGCUAUAUUAGCAGCUGCAGUCGAAACAAGCUCCCUGGGCCUUUUGACCAGUUGUAUCAAACGCUGGACUGCAGAAGAACAACCAAGAUCUGCAGCAAACCUACGCUUUGUACUAGAGUGGACAUGGAAAAAAGUGACACUUACCAAACAAGAGUUUGACAGACUUUGUUUUCGCCUUUUUGAUGGAUCCUGUAACUUUAUUGACCCACAUACCCUCCAGUCCCUUCAGCAGUGUCAUUUGUAUUUUAGCAAUCUAACAGCAGUCUUGAACUGUUUUAUUGCACAAGCAAAAGAAGUAACUCAACAAGGAGCAGUAGACCUCACAAACAAACAAUCUGUAACCAGGCUAUUGACACUGUAUGCAUCUGUUGUACUCUGGUUUUGUCGCUCUGGAAUGUUGCCAGAUUCCUCAGAUGAAACCGUGCAGUUAACUAGACCAUUCUACAAUUACCAAGUUAUUCAGCAGUACUACUCGGAUCAGCGAAAAAAGCUGGAACGAUUGGCAAGAGGAAAGUGGGACACUAGUUCUUUGAUGAUUGAUGGACUGAUAAAUCAGUUUGGAGAUCGAAUUCAGCAGCUCUGGAGCAGAGAUGAUAAUGGCACAGGAAAAUACCCACCUGCUAAUUUACAUGCACUUCUUGAUGUGUACCUUCUUGAAAAUGCAGAUGAAAUGAGCAAGCAUGCGAUCACCAUAUAUUUUCUUCUGGAUAUUAUGUAUUCUUUUCCGGAUAAACCAGACUCUUCAAUUGAGUCCUUUCCAACAGCUUUUUCGGUUCCUGGCAGUCUUAUAAAACUAAUUCAAGGGUUUUGGCUUCUGGAUCACAAUGAUUACCAGAACUCUGUUGACUGUAUACUUAAUCCAGCAUCAAGUCGAGUUAUGUCAUGGCAGCACUCUCAAAUCAUUGAAAAUUUGUUGUGCCAUGGAGAUUCGAGACAGGCCCUCAGGUAUUUACAAGUGAUGAAGCCUGUAGCAACCACCAGCAAAGAGGUUAAAUUGCAUAUGACUGUGCUGCUUGCAAACAGAUCUAUUUUAGAGGCAUGGAACUUGCAGAGACUGCACUCUAGUCGGCUGAAUGUAGAAGAACUGCUCAAACACAUGUAUGAAAUGUGUCAAGAAAUGGGGCUUAUUGAAGAAUUACUCAAGCUAACAUUUACAGAUUUUGAACAGGGCUAUUUGCACAAGUUCUUGCAGACUACCGGUGUCCAAAAUCAGGAGCUGCUAUUGGUGCACCACCUACAACGCGCCAAUUAUAUAUCAGCCUUGCAGCUAAACCAGUCAUUGAAAACCAACCACUUGAAUGAUUGUGACCGGCGUUUGCGUGAGAGAUCUGGGGCAAGAAAUGCUAUUCUGGAUCAGUAUGGAAAGAUAUUGCCAAGAGUCCAGCGAACUCUUGCAAGUGAAAGGGCCAAACCCUACUCGUUACCAUCACUUGUGUGGAGAGAAGUUGCUAGACCAAAGCCUUUAUCAACUACUGCGAAGCAAGCUGCUCCUGGAAGUAUAAUAACUAAAGCAAAUUUUAUUUGCAAUGUUCUGUCAAAAAUAAAAGAAGUUUCUACUGCAAAUGAAAAAAGGGAGGAAUAUUCGCCUUAUCAAAGCAUGGUUAGUGAGGAACCAACAGCCCCCCCUCUUCAAGACAUAGAUGUGCCUGAUGCUUUCUUUGGAACCCCUAUAAACAAAUCUCGUAGGGUGUCCAGGCUGUUGGACUCUGUUGUUCAUCCUGUACUAAUGGAACCUACUCCACUGACAUCCUCAGACACUGACAACAAUCAAACACCCCAUAAAUCUCCCCUACUGAAGACUUCGAGUCCUUUGCAUUCAAGUUUAAGGAGAAUUGCUCAUAUGAGAAGCUUUGCCAAAGCUUCUGAAUUCAGUUUGCUGGAGACGCCUCUAGUCGUCAGGAAAGCGAAGGCCUUGGCUGCCAACACUGCUUCAUCUGGAUAUACUAGUAUCACUCCUCAGUCAAUUUUAAGAUCUAGUGUGCGCACUACACCAUUGGUCUCACCUUCUGUAUCGCCUGGGAGAUCUCUAACUCCUCCCUUGCGCCCCAAAGAAACAAAAAUCUCUUUCAUGGAAUUAUCUUUUACCAGACAUGCAAAAGCAGCCCAUUCAUCAGAGGGGAAUCUUUUGGCAAUAUCUCCUGUACUAAGAUCUUCCCCAGAUGCAGUGUGGUCAGUAAAAGGAAAGGUUGCCUCAUUCACACAAAACACUCCUGUUAAGAAACUUGACGAAAUCGAUGCAUCAUCUUCUGGAAUCCAGGAAGAAAGCCAAGAUGAAAUGGAGGUCAGCAAAGAGAUCAGCAACAUAUCUGUAAGAUCAGAACAGGCUUCCUUAGAGUAUCAUGAUGCUCCAACACCAGAGGAUUUGGAAAAUGAUGAAAUCAGUGGAACAACCAAUUCACAACCUCAAGUUAAUGAGGUACAUCAUCAAAUGGAAGAUGGUCAGUUAACAGAAAAACCUGCAGAGCUGGCACUCACAGAAAUGCAAGAGGAGUUCAUAGAUUCUGAAGAAAGAGAAAUUGAAUAUAUUUCUGCCCCUUUGAAUGGUCCAAAUGCACUGGAAUGCAUGACUGCUGUACCCGAUAUUUACUUGGAAGACGCUUCCCAGUGUAUUUUAGAAACUCCUGAAGGCAGCUCGGUUUCUGUAACUGGUGAGCAAGAGUGUGUAUCUUCUGCUAAGGACUCUGAAUCUGUUAUCAGCAUUCAUGAUAGUGAUGAUGCGCACAGUAACCUUUCUGAAAACGAUCAAGACAGUGAGGAAAUCGAAGAAAAUAAUUUGCGUGUUCCGACUACAGUGACUCGCUGUGAAGAGUUUGAUCUUAUAGAAACAAAGGAUCUAGAGGUGGAACUGGAAGAGGCAGAUUCUGAAAAGACCAAUUACAAGGAUAUAUAUCCAGAUGCAACAGUCCAGCUUGGCUUUACUGUCGAAAGUAUUGAACAGCGUUACACUUGUGAAUUAGCCGAUAGGCGAGAGACUCCAAGUGAAACAGAUGAAAUUGAAGGAGAGCAUUUUGAAGCUGAGAAUAACUUUAGCUUAGUACUUGAGGGUGAUGUUACUGAAGAAGAGAUAUUAGAGCCUUCAUCUAGCAAAACAGAUCUAGAACUCACAAGACCUCCCAUAGCACAUCAGAAGCUUAUUUCAGAGAAUAGAGAAAAUAUUGAAAAUUGUGAAACUACUGAGAAAAUACCUGCGAAUAUGUCCCCUCUUGUGGACAGUGAUCAUGAAAGCAAGACCCUGGAGACGUUACCAUCUGAGGCUGAUUUAUCUGUUGCAGAAAAGGUCCUCAAAGGCACAGAAGAGAAAGAUGUUCCGCCUGAGGUUCAUAGUGAAGUUGUUUUAGAAAGUAAGCUUGUUGGCAAUGCUAUGAUGUCUUUAGACUCCUCCGAGUCUCAAGAAGUUAUAAUAAGUCAAUAUGAUAAUGUAAUUUCCAUAGAAAAACUGGAAAUGACACAAGAAAAAAUGUAUGGGGAAAAAACUGAGCAGAUAAAUGAAGGUCAGGUCUCACCAAAUCGUGACCAGUCUACAUUGGUAAAACCUUUAACACCACGCAGAAGCAUACGGAAGUCAUCAAAGCCUGCUGACAGUUCAACUGAUAUCAUUGGAAACAUUACACUUCCCACAACUCCUAAGAGAGGCCUAAAAAAAGCCAAAGAGAAUGUAGACACACUAAAAAAUUCAAUUUCUGUUGUUCCAGAGGAAGAAUUAACGCUUGGUACUAGAAGAAUUACCAGGAAAGCAACCCUUACGGCUUUAGACAACCCCGAACCCCUACAAAUCAAAGAGCCACCUUCUGGGGAAGAUUUACAAGUGCAGCCUUCUACUCCAACUAGGGGUCGCAGAGGCAAGGUUAUAACAUCAGAUGACCUCAAAGAGCCACCUUCUGGGGAAGAUUUACAAGUGCAGCCUUCUACUCCAACUAGGGGUCGCAGAGGCAGGGUUAUAACAUCAGAUGACCUCAGAGAGCCGCCUCCUGGGGAAGAUUUGCAAGUGCAGCCUUCUACUCCAACUAGGGGUCGCAGAGGCCGGGUUAUAACAUCAGAUGACAUCAAAGAGUCACCUUCUGUGGAAGAUUUACAAGUGCAGCCUUCUACUCCAACUAGGGGUCGCAGAGGCAAGGUUAUAACAUCAGAUGACAUCAAAGAACCACCUUCUGUGGAAUAUUUACAAGUGCAGCCUUCUACUCCAACUAGGGGUCACAAAGGCAAGGUUAUAACAUCAGAUGACAUCAAAGAGCCACUUUCUGGGGAAGAUUUACAAGUGCAGCCUUCUACUCCAACUAGGGGUCGCAAAGGCAAGGUUAUAACAUCAGAUGACAUCAAAGAGCCACUUUCUGAGGAAGUUUUACAAGAGCAGCCUUCUACUCCAACUAGGGGUCGCAGAGGCAGGGUUAUAACAUCAGAUGGCAAAGGUUAUGAAUGUGUGGAGGAAAAAAAUGCCUUGCCUCUUACUCCUACCAGAAUUACAAGAUCUAAAAAUAUUUUAGAGCCUGAAAAAGGAAUAAGCCAGAUAGAGCCUGAAAAAGGAAUAAGCCAAAUAGAACCUGAUAAAGGAUUAAGCCAGAUAGAGGACACGGGUGAGACUGAGCAUGAGGUUGUAACCCCUAGAAGAGGCAGGCGAGGCAAGCGUGUUGUUAAUGAGUUGGUUAAGCAUUUUGAACGUAAUUCUUCUCAACCCAAUAUUAAAGCAGACACAAGUCCUCCUGUAUCUCCUAAAAAGGUCUCUCUUAGAUGGACAAGGACCAGAUCAGAAAAUCAACGAAUUAAUGCAACUGAAGAGCAAGCAUCAAAGAUACAGGAAGACCUUUCAGAUACACCUAGAAAAAGGUACAAGAAAUCCAGUAAUAAAAUGGGCUUUGAGGAAACUACAGAUACUGUUACCGAAGGUGCCAUUGUAGAAGAUGUACAAGAGUCUUUAAUUAUCAGUCACCUAGGAAAGAAUCCAAACACAUCCAUUGUAAGAUCUGCUAGGAAAACUGCACUACCUCCAGUAACUGAAGACCAUUCAGAACAACCAUUGCUGCCCCCAGAGAGCCACAGCAAAGUCCAUAGUAGUCUUGCUAUUGCUGAUGAAGAAAAUAAAACCAACACAAGAACAAGGUCUGGUAAUAAAUCUUCAGUUGACGUUUCUGCCAUCACAUUUGAAUUUUCAACACCAAAAGCAAGAACUAAAAAGACUGCAAAAGUUGCAGGUUCUGCAGUUCCAACAGAAUUGAUACCGUCCACCCAAUAUGCCUUCUCCCCUCCAUCUACAAGGACAAGAAGAGCAACUAGAGCAAAUGUCAGUGAAGCUGUAAUUGAACCGCAAUUGCAAUUUCAAGAAUCAUGUGAAAUAGCGGAGACAGAAGUCCCUGAAGUUCCGGCCUCAAAACCGAGAGGCAGACCUCCAAAACACAAAGCUAAGGCUGUUACCAGGGUACUGAAAAAGCCAUCCUGGUCCACACCUCCCGUGGAAAUAAAGUUGAUUUCUCCUCCAGAAAGUCCUGCAGUGAGUGAAACCAAUACAAAGACUGACUCCACAGAAGCAAAAGGAGCAGAAAAAAUUUCCGUUAGGCGGACAAGGAGGCGAAUAAUAGCAAAACCUGUCACGCGGCGAAAGAUGAGAUGAUUGUUUUGAGGGAAAGGGUUGGGGUACUUCUUUUAAACGUGCACAGAGGUUUGUAAAGUUAAAAAUGACUAAUCUUGAAAAAAAACUGAUCUGGGAGAGAAUAAUUUAUAUAAAUUAUUGUAAAUUUUCUUAAACUAUCAGAAAUUUAAAAUAACACUCCGCCUGGAGCAAAAAUUUCUUCCCUGACAGUUUUGUCUGUUUUGUAUUAAUACUUCAUACGUUUAUAAAAAUGUAACUAAGGUUUUCAGGAAUGGUAAAUAAAAAUACAUUUCAGUAUUUUACUUUUUAUUAAAAAAAAUAAUAAAA
Xenopus laevis (African clawed frog) is the source of this 7893-nucleotide messenger RNA. It is a transcript of the gene ahctf1.L, whose product is annotated as AT-hook containing transcription factor 1 L homeolog. The transcript is spliced from 36 exons. Gene Ontology annotation, cellular component: nucleus; nucleoplasm; cytoplasm. NCBI's taxonomy places the organism in Eukaryota, Metazoa, Chordata, Amphibia, Anura, Pipidae. The coding region runs from base 355 to 7587 and encodes 2410 amino acids. The record is from RefSeq and is a predicted model, not a curated record.